AUUUAAUCAAAACUUCUAUGUCAAAGAGAGAUCCAUAUGUACGCAGGACUUUUGCUUUUAUUUGAUGAUUUUUUUAGGGGUGCAAGUAGAGGUUAUUCUGUAGUAGGUAUAAAAUCUGGCGAGUAGAAUAUUACAUUCAACUUGUGAUUCGAAUGAACGAGGAGCUAUUCUCUACUAUUACAUGUUGCUGUUUAGUCUUGCUCUGAUUAUUCCAUUGCUCAUUCGUCAAAGGCCAAUUCUCUUUGUUUGCUUGUUGACUUUUCAAACCAUCUUCUUGGACUUGACUUGUAAACAUCUGGGAAGCUUGCACGCUGUUUCCUCAAAACGAAUCGUCAUUCUUUUCUUGUUGACCAAGCUGUAAUUUUUUUUUUAUGAAAGUUGGUGAUGAAAGCCGCAUUGAAGAAAUUCAAUAUCCACAACCACGUGGGAUACAUGGUAGGGAGGGUUCUAUAGUUCAUAAUUUAAACUCUACCAUCUGUUUGAUUUUAUGAAAAAGUAAAAAUCUUUCCAUAAAAAGUUUAUUUUUAUUGCGGAGAACACACAGUUGAGAAGAUUACAAGAAAUUGAAAUUUGUUUACUGUAGCGAAAACCGAGAAAGGAGGUUGCGAAACUCGUUUUGUUUUCAGUCUUGCACACGUAUCCGUAGUAUAAACGUAGGCGUAUCUAUUUCAUCGAACAGCUCAAUAGUCCCAAGUCCAGAGCAACGUACUGUUGCUCAGGACUACCUUGGCUUUUUCUAUCUGUUUUCUGGAUUGAGAGGUGGUUAAAACUCGUAAAGGGAGUGGAGGGAAAGAAGUGGAUGGAAAUUGAGUUAUAAAGUUGUAAGGUUGUAAUACGACUGAAGAAGUUUCUUGUUGGGGGUGUCUGCAAACAAGCAUGUCGUUUGCAGCUUCAACGUGGCUCACGUCCCUCUCGUGUUCAUUGGAUGCAACUCCAAAUCUUCCUCACUGGCUGAGAUUCAUUUUCCUCUCUCCAUGCCCUCAGAGAGCUCUUUUGUCUGGUGUUGACGUUCUGCUUCUGUUGACACUCUUUGUGUUUGCGCUUGUAAAGCUCUAUUCUAGGCUCACUUCCAAUGCCAACGCUAACUCACACCUUGAUAAACCACUUAUCAGAAACAACAGAGUUUCUGUCAGGACAACAGCAUGGUUUAAGCUAACUCUAACUGCAACCACUCUUUUGACAUUAUUGUACGCGGUGGCUUGCAUUCUAGUGUUUGUCAGUUCCACCAACGAGCCCUGGAAGCAAACUGAUGGCUUGUUUUGGUUACUUCAGGCCAUAACACAACUAAUCCUUAUAGUCUUGAUCGUCCAUGAGAAAAGAUUUGAAGCUGUUACUCACCCUUUGUCUCUCAGAAUAUACUGGAUUGCAAAUUUCAUUGUGGUUUCUCUGUUCACUGCUUCUGGGAUCAUACGUUUGGUCUCUGUAGGAGUGGAAGAUGGGAAACACUUCAGCUUCAUGGUUGAUGAUACGGUUUCUUUCAUUUCUUUACCCUUGUCACUUUUUCUGCUCUUUGUUGCAGUUAAAGGGUUCACCGGGAUUGUGUCUGGCGAAGAAACAGAACCCCUUAUUGACGAGGAAACAAAACUACAUGAGAAAUCCAACGUUACUGGCUUUGCUUCAGCUUCUGCAAUAUCCAAGGCCUUUUGGAUUUGGAUAAACCCGUUGUUGAGCAAAGGGUACAAGUCACCUUUGAAGAUUGAUGAAAUUCCAUACCUUUCAUCCCAGCAUAGAGCUGAGAGGAUGUCCGUUAUCUUUGAAUCAAAGUGGCCAAAAUCAGAUGAGAGGUCGAAGCACCCGGUUCGAACAACGUUGCUUCGCUGUUUCUGGAGGGAGAUAGCCUUCACAGCAUUUCUUGCUGUUAUUAGGCUGUCUGUGAUGUUCGUAGGGCCAGUUCUCAUUCAAAGUUUUGUUGAUUUUACAUCAGGAAAAGGUAGCUCUGUGUAUGAAGGAUACUACCUCGUGUUGGUUCUCCUGUGUGCCAAAUUUGUAGAAGUUUUGACAACUCACCAUUUCAACUUCAACUCUCAGAAGCUUGGGAUGCUUAUCAGAUGCACUCUCAUCACUUCUUUGUACAAGAAGGGGCUGAGGCUAACGGGUUCCGCGAGGCAAGAUCAUGGUGUUGGGCCUAUUGUCAAUUACAUGGCUGUUGAUACCCAACAACUCUCUGAUAUGAUGCUCCAGUUACACGCUGUGUGGAUGAUGCCAUUUCAAGUUGGCAUUGGUUUGUUUUUGCUCUACAAUUGUCUGGGAGCCUCGGUGAUUACGGCUACAAUUGGACUUCUUGGUGUCAUUGCAUUUGCUGUGGUGGCUAAUAGAAGAAACAAGCGUUUCCAGUUUAAUGCCAUGAUGUGCCGUGACUCAAGGAUGAAGGCAGUGAAUGAGUUGCUUAAUUACAUGCGUGUCAUCAAGUUCCAAGCAUGGGAAGAACAUUUCAAUGGGAGAAUUUUGGGUUUCCGCAAGUCUGAGUUUGAGUGGCUCUCCAAGUUUAUGCAAUCAAUCUGUGGCGUUAUUAUUGUGUUGUGGAGCACCCCAUUGUUGAUAUCAACUCUGACGUUUGGUACCGCGCUUUUGCUUGGAGUUCGACUUGAUGCAGGCACGGUUUUCACCACCACAACUGUGUUUAAGAUCCUGCAGGAACCUAUUAGGACCUUUCCUCAGAGUAUGAUAUCUCUUUCACAAGCGCUGGUAUCACUUGGGAGGUUAGAUAGGUACAUGUCUAGCAGGGAAUUGUCGGAUGAUUCGGUUGAGAGAGAGGAAGGGUGUAGUGGACGCAUUGCUGUGCAGGUCAGAGAUGGAACUUUUAGCUGGGAUGAUGAUGGUCAGCUGCAAGACUUGAAAAACAUUAAUUUGGAGAUUAAUAAGGGGGAGCUUACAGCAAUUGUUGGGACUGUAGGGUCCGGGAAAUCUUCACUCCUUGCUUCAAUUCUUGGUGAGAUGCACAAAAAUUCUGGGAAGAUUCAAGUUUGUGGGAGUACUGCUUAUGUUGCACAAACAUCUUGGAUUCAAAAUGGGACAAUUGAGGAAAACAUUCUCUUUGGCUUACCAAUGAACAGGCAGAAGUACAAUGAAGUGGUCAGAGUUUGUAGCUUGGAGAAAGACUUGGAAAUGAUGGAGCAUGGUGAUCAGACAGAGAUUGGAGAGCGUGGCAUCAACCUAAGUGGGGGUCAGAAGCAGCGCAUACAGCUUGCCAGGGCUGUAUAUCAAGAUUCUGAUAUAUAUCUUCUUGAUGAUGUUUUCAGUGCUGUAGAUGCACAUACUGGCACUGAUAUAUUCAAGGAAUGUGUGAGGGGUUCUCUUAAAGGAAAGACCAUUAUUCUUGUAACACACCAAGUAGACUUCCUACAUAAUGUGGAUCUUAUAGUGGUGAUGAGGGAUGGAGCGAUAGUACAAUCAGGGAAGUAUGAUGAUCUACUUGCUUCUGGAAUGGAUUUUAGUGCUCUUGUUGCAGCACAUGAGACAUCUAUGGAACUAGUGGAGCAAGGUGCGGUCGUGCCUGGGGAAAAUCUGAAUCAGCAAAUAAAAUCACCAAAGGCAGGUUCUAAUAACAGACCAGCCAACGGUGAAAGCAAUUCUCUUGACCAGCCCAAGUCUGACAAUGAAGGUUCUAAACUCAUCAAAGAAGAGGAAAGAGAAACUGGGAAAGUUAGCUUUCGUAUCUAUAAACUCUACUGCACAGAGGCUUUCGGGUGGUGGGGCAUUGGAGGAGUAAUCCUUCUUUCUGUGUUGUGGCAAGCAUCAAUGAUGGCUAGUGAUUAUUGGCUGGCUUAUGAAACAUCCGAAGAGCGUGCACAGUUCUUCAAUCCUUCUACGUUUAUUUCUAUCUACGGAAUUAUUGCUGUAGUUUCAAUUAUUUUGAUUGUGCUAAGAUCCUACGCUGUUAUGGUCCUCGGGUUAAAGACAGCACAGAUUUUCUUCAAUCAAAUUCUCCACAGCAUCUUGCAUGCCCCCAUGUCUUUCUUUGACACCACUCCAUCCGGGAGAAUUCUUAGCAGGGCAUCCACUGAUCAGACCAAUGUUGAUGUUUUUAUCCCCUUGUUCCUCAAUUUUGUGGUAGCCAUGUACAUUACAGUGAUCAGCAUCUUCAUAAUCACAUGUCAAAAUUCUUGGCCGACAGCUUUCUUGUUAGUUCCUCUUGCUUGGUUAAACAUUUGGUACCGGGGUUAUUUUCUUGCUUCCUCUCGUGAGUUAACUCGUCUGGAUUCAAUUACUAAAGCACCUGUCAUUCACCAUUUCUCUGAAAGCAUUUCGGGGGUCAUGACAAUCCGGGCAUUCAGAAAGCAGAAGCAGUUUUGCGGAGAAAACAUUAAACGGGUGAAUUCUAAUUUGCGAAUGGAUUUCCACAACUUCAGUUCCAAUGCGUGGUUGGGUUUCCGCUUAGAAUUGCUUGGAAGCAUAGUUUUUUGCUUCUCCGCCAUGUUCAUGAUCAUGUUACCCAGCAAUAUCAUAAAGCCAGAGAAUGUUGGCUUGUCGCUCUCAUACGGGUUAUCAUUAAACGCCGUGAUGUUUUGGGCCAUAUACAUGAGCUGUUUCAUUGAAAACAAAUUGGUAUCUGUUGAGAGGAUCAAACAGUUCACAAAUAUUCCAUCCGAAGCAACAUGGAGAAACAAGGAUCGUGUGCCUCCUGCAAAUUGGCCCGGUCAAGGCAAUGUUGAUAUCAAAGAUUUGCAGGUUAGAUAUCGUCCAAACACCCCUUUGGUUCUUAAAGGCAUCACCUUAAGCAUCAAUGGAGGAGAAAAAGUUGGUGUUGUUGGACGA
Vigna umbellata (rice bean) is the source of this 4755-nucleotide messenger RNA. Lineage: Eukaryota; Viridiplantae; Streptophyta; Magnoliopsida; Fabales; Fabaceae. The record is from RefSeq and is a predicted model, not a curated record.